This is a messenger RNA of Sturnus vulgaris (Common starling), 2028 nucleotides long. Lineage: Eukaryota; Metazoa; Chordata; Aves; Passeriformes; Sturnidae. The record is from RefSeq and is a predicted model, not a curated record.
GGGGUGGAGCACCUCUGGGUCCGCGGGGGUGGGGUAAGAAGUUUUGGGCUCACUUUGUGGUGAGGGAGAUUUUUGCUCCUCAGCCACAAAGUGGAUGCAGCUGGGGCUGCGAUGUUUCUUGCAGCUCCUGAGGUUCUCCCAGCCUGUAUCCCCUGUGGAUCCCUGCCUAAAGCCCAGGGAUCUGUCAGCAUGCCAGGAUCUUCUCUGGAUAUGAUGGGGAUCCUGAAUCCCAGCAGGGAUCUGGGGUAGAGGAUCUGGCCCUGGCAGAGAUCAGGUUUGGGAGUGUUGAGUGAUCUCCUGCCUGUCAGCUCUGAAUAGGAUAUUUGGGUCAUCCCCUGGAUGAAGAGCAGGAACAGCAGCCCCCCAUGCCCAAGGGCAGGAGUACUGCAUCCUGGACCCUUUCCUGGGCAGAGCUGUAGCUGGAAGCUAAAUACACCGUCAUGACCCAGCUUUCCCCCCAGCACAGAGGAAAUGCCUGCAGGCUUGCAGGCUCUGGAAUGCUCCUCGGCCCCAUCUGGCCCACACAUGUCUGUUCGGCGCCUUGCCUCGAGGAAAAGCAGGAGGCUUCCCAACAUUCCCCAGCGCUUUUUGCUGGCCUCGUUGCUGGGGCCCUUCAGCUGCCCCCGCUAGGCCUGCCCUGUGCCCACUGUCACCCCGAGGCCACUGACCCACGUCUCUCCACAGGGGAUGGCAUUGCGCUGCGGAAGCUCUCGGAGCUGCAGGCAGGAGAGAAGUGCUGCGUGGUGGGGACGCUGUUCAAGUCCAUGCAGCUCCAGCCCUCCAUCCUGCAGGAGAUCAGUGAAGAGCACAACCUGGUGCCUCAGCCACCCCUGCCCAAGUACAUCCAACCCUCUGAUGAGCUGAUGCUGGAGGAUGAGCUGCAGCGGAUCAAGCUGGAAGGAGCCAUUGAUGUACAGAGGCUGGUGACAGGAACCAUCUUGGCUGUGUAUGGCUGCGAGCAGGACGACGGCAGAUUCCUGGUGGAGGACCACUGCUUUGCUGACCUGCCGCCACCACUGCCCUGGAAUGGGCCCAGCUCUGACCGGUUUGUGCUGCUGGCCUCGGGACUGGGGCUGGGCAGUGUGAGUGGGGAGGCCCUGCUGAGCACUCAGCUGCUGGUGGAUGUGGUGACGGGGCAGCUGGGUGCAGAGGGUGAACAGAGCUGUGCUGCCCACAUCACCCGUGUCAUUCUGGCUGGGAAUCUGCUGAGCCAGAACACACAGAGCCGAGACACUAUCAACAAGGCCAAGUACUUGACCAAGAAGACACAGGCUGCAAGUGUAGAGGCUGUGAAGAUGCUAGAUGAGAUCCUGCUGCAGCUCUGUACCUCCGUGCCUGUGGACGUGAUGCCUGGCGAGUUUGACCCCACCAACUACACGCUGCCACAGCAGCCCCUGCACCGCUGCAUGCUGCCCCUGGCCAGUGCCUAUGCCACUCUGCACCUCGUCACCAACCCCUACCAGGCCAGCCUGGAUGGUGUCAGGUUUUUGGGGACGUCAGGGCAAAACAUCAGUGAUAUCUUCAAAUACAGCAGCAUGGACGACUACCUGGAGAUCCUGGAGUGGACGCUACUGGCAGGACACAUCAGCCCCACGGCCCCAGACACCCUAGGCUGUUACCCAUUCUACAAAUCUGACCCGUUUAUCCUCACCGAGUGCCCUCACGUCUACUUCUGUGGAAAUGCACCCCAUUUCCAGUCCAAGCUGCUCCAAGGGAAGGAGGGGCAGCGGGUGCUGCUGGUGACGGUGCCAGACUUCAGUGCCACGCAGACCGCCUGCCUCGUCAACCUGCACGACCUCACCUGCCAGCCCAUCACUUUCUCUGGCUUUGGGGCUGACAGCGAGGACGGGGAUAUGGAAGUUGGACACUGACCAUAGGGAGGGCACAGACUCCACAAGUCCCCAUUCCUCCAGGGGUCCAGGCACUCACUGCCUUUGUCUGUCCUCUGGGAGGGUGACAGAGCUGGGGAAGCACUGGAGGGACAAGAUGUUCAUACCAAUAUAACUUGAUUUAUUUGUGUAACAAAAA